Phoenix dactylifera (date palm) is the source of this 852-nucleotide messenger RNA. RefSeq lists its product as uncharacterized. Lineage: Eukaryota; Viridiplantae; Streptophyta; Magnoliopsida; Arecales; Arecaceae. The record is from RefSeq and is a predicted model, not a curated record.
UCUUCUCCAAGCCUUAAUUUCUUCUAUCAUUACUGCUAUCUCUACUGCUGCUGCUGCUGCUAAUUGACACAACUAGAUGGGCAAGAAGAAGGUGGCAUUGGCCGGCCGGGCAUGGAGCCUGCUGCGGUUGGCCCUCCUAUGGGCUCGGAAGGGCGGCGCCUUAAAACGGGGCCCAAUGUUCGACCUCCGCCACCUCCACGGCUACCUUAAGAGCCUCAAGCCUGGCGGCGGCCGCUCCGAUAGGCUCCACUACGGUGAGCGCGAAUUUUCCUUCGAAGAGACCCCUGCCUUCCAUUUCAAGACCCCAUCGAUGCGGCUUCCCUGCCUCCCCUGCAUAACUCCGGCCGUUGAUUUCGACAACGACGAUCACUAUAUCCUCUUCAAGCGUGAGAAAAGGAAUGCAUUCUUCGAUGAAGAACCGAAAACAGAGUGUUCUGUGGACAGCGGUGAAGCUAGUCGAGAUGAUGAUGGUGAGGAAUCGAUCGAGGUGGAGGGAGAACAAGGGAUCGACUCGAAGGCUGAGGACUUCAUAGCCAAGUUCUACAAGCAGAUGAAGCUACAGCGCCAAGUCUCGUUGCUUCAGUAUAACGAGAUGCUUCAUAGAGGCAUGAGUUGAUUAGGAUACACUUGCAAAGAAAUCGAUGUGAAGAUUGAGUCACCAUCUUUUCUUUCAUCUGCUUGCUUAUCAUACUUUGAAUACCUACGUUUCUUGUGGCGGCGGUGUAAAUAUUGAGAGCUCUCGUUGGAGAGCUUUUGAUGCAUUUAUGAGUUUAUAUAGAUAAUUCGUGUCUUCUGUUGGUGUCAUUUGGUCCCAUCAAUGGUUUUCAAGUAAAUGAAGCAUGAUUUGUGAGU